AUGAUUGAACAAAGUUUUCUACACAAUGAAAAUGAAGAAUUUGGAGAAUAACUCCUUGAAGAUUUCAUAAUACUUUAAAAAUUAGGAACAGGUGCUUUCUCCAAAGUCUACAAGGUCUAAUAUCAGGAUUAUAUCUAUGCCUUAAAAGUAUAGUUCAAAUCUUUAUAGGUUGUUGAUAAAUAAAUGGCUACUGGAAAUAAUAUUGUAGAUAAGCUCAAUCAAGAAGCCUCUAUACUAAGCACACUUGAACACCCAAAUAUUGUUUAAUACUACAAAACAAUUGAAUCAAAGAGGAAACUUUAUUUUCUUAUUGAAUACAUUGAAGGUAAAUCACUUUAGGAAUGUAUUGAUUAAUCAUUGACUGAAUCUUAAAUAAGAUAAAUUAUAUAAUAAAUCAUAUAUGCUGUUGCAUAUAUACAUAAAAAAGGUAUAAUCCAUAGAGAUUUAAAACCUGGUAAGAACAUCAUUAUAAAUAGAUAACAUUUUGAUUGAUAAGGAAUGGAAUGUAAAAAUCAUAGAUUUUGGAUUAAGUUUCCAAACAAUAAAAUCAACUACUCAUGAAACUUGUGGAACAUUAAUUUAUAUGGCCCCAGAAGCAUUAAUGAAAAAGGAAUACUUCAAAUCAGUGGAUAUUUGGAGUUUGGGAAUAAUCCAAUAUAUGAUGUUUACAAAUAGUCACCCAUUUUGGGCAGAUGAUACAAGAGAGAGUUUUUUAAAGAAGAUGAAAAUUCCUUAAUCUGCAUGUUAUCCAUAAAAUAUGAGCAAGUUUAAAAUAUACAUAAUCAUAGAAUAGAGCGGCUAUAUCAUUUUUUGAAAAAACAGCUGCAUGGGAACCAGAAGCUCGUCUUACAGCAGAAUAGGCUUUAAUUCAUCCUUGGAUAAGUGGUAGAAAUAAUCAAAUGCCUAUGUCAUCAAAAGAUAUAAUUUAAACAUUUAAAUGUUAGAAUGAAUUUCAUCAAGUAUUAUAAAAUUAGAAUAUAAGAUGAUAAAAAUGUUGAUGAUACUUAGAUUGAUAUAAAAAUUAAGUCAAAAACGUGAUACUGUAUAAUAACCAUAAUCCUUAAGAGCUCAUUCAUAAUUUGAAAAUAAUCUAUAACCAUUAAUAAUAAGAUCUAGAAAUCCAAGUUCUUAAUAAAAAUUGAAAACAGAAUCUUAGUAAUUACAACCACCAUUAUCUGCUCAUAGAAGUACAUAAUCAAGAUUGUAAAACAAUUCGUCUUUUCUGAGUUGCUAAGAUGUAUGAUUAUGUUAUAAUUAGUAAUAAAGAGAAGAUUAAAGAUUAAAAUAGAUUAAGAAUAAAUAGUAAUAGAUUAAAUUGCCUCCAAUUAAUACAAAAUCUGCUAAUAAUUCCCCUUAUAAUAAUAAAUCUCAGUAGAUGUUUACAUUUAGUCCAUAUAAGAGAACACAACCAACAGUAGAACUUAAGAAGUCAUAAUUUAAAUUAUGAAAUAUAAUAUUUUAUAUGUCUUUUUUAAAGAAAUUAUUCUCAAAGCCAGCAAAGGAUAAAGAAAACUAAUAAAAAUAACGUAAUAUUAAUCAAAUUUAUAAUACUUAACCGUUCUAAAGGAAAUCAAAUCAAAUAUAUAAUUAUAAUGGGAUAUAUAGGAUUGAACAAUUCGAAAUUAUCCUUGAGUAACAGAUAAUAGAUCUUGAAUAACUAAAGUAAUUAACUUGGAGAGGAGCACCAUAAGGUAUUAUAUAGAAUUAUAAAAGUAUAUAGAGCAAAAGUAUGGAAACUUAUAUUAAAAUAUAUACCUCCUAAUCAUAUGAGUUAAACAAGUGUAAUUUAGAAGAAAAGAUAAGAUUAUAUAUAAUAUAUUAAAAACUAUUAUCAAUAAAUUUAUGAAAGAGAUGAUAGUGAAGAAAAAAUAAUAAAAAUUAUAUCAAAUGAUGUAUUAAGAACUUAACCAGAUUUUUAAUUGUUUAGAGAUCCUAAAAUAUAGAACUUAUUCAAAAGAUUAUUAUUUAUUUGGAGUUAGAGACAUCCAAUGAGUGGGUAUAUUAAAUAAUAAUUUAGUUAUGUCUAAGGAAUUAAUGAUAUUGCAUCUCCUUUAAUAGCUGUAUUUCUAAAUGAAUAUGUAAGAGUAGAUUUCAAUAAAUUUGAUCUCCCUACCAAUUUUAAUAAACUUCCAGAUGACAUAUUACUUGAUAUUGAAGCUGAUAUAUAUUGGUGUCUAUGCAAAAUUAUUGACAAUAUCCAAGACUAUUUUAUAUAAAAUUAACCUGGUGUAUCUCUAGCCUAUUAAAAAAUUAAAAGCAUUGUAAGUACAGUAAGUUAUGUAAGCUUAUGCAGAUUGAUCCAUCAAUUUUAGAUUAUUUCAAUUCAUAACAGAUAGAUUUCAAUCAUUUUGCCUUCAGAUGGGUUAUCUGUCUACUUGUUAGAGAAUUCCCACUCUAUUUAGCCAUAAGAUUAAUGGAUACAUAUCUAUCAGAAGGAGAUAAUAUGGCCAAUCUUCAUAUUUACACUGUCUCUAAUCUGAUUCUUAAAUGUGCACCUGAAGUAUCACUUCCUUUCAUUCUAGAUUUAAAAUAAAAGUAUGGGUGAAGCAGUUAUCUUUUUAUAGAACCUUCCAACUAAAGAUUGGACUGAAUUAGAUAUUGAAAUGCUUUUAUAAGAAGCUUAUGUUUUUAAAGAGUAUUUGAACAAUAAAUAAAACCUUAAUCAAUCCAACAUACCUACUUAAUCAAGUCGAAUUUCCAAUAAAUGA
Paramecium sonneborni is the source of this 2708-nucleotide messenger RNA. The record is from the annotation of a GenBank genome assembly. NCBI's taxonomy places the organism in Eukaryota, Ciliophora, Oligohymenophorea, Peniculida, Parameciidae.